Molecule: messenger RNA, 1207 nt
Organism: Capsella rubella
Lineage: Eukaryota; Viridiplantae; Streptophyta; Magnoliopsida; Brassicales; Brassicaceae
Product: phosphoglycolate phosphatase 2
Exons: 11
Coding region: 68-979 (303 amino acids)
Molecular function (GO): phosphatase activity
Source: RefSeq, a predicted model, not a curated record
AAUCGUAUUGUAUUUUAUUCCGGGAUUCUGGGAAGAAGAAGAAGAAGAAGAAGAAGAAGACACUCCGAUGGCGCCUCAGCUUCUCUCCACCUGUACCUUCAAAUCUCUCUUUGACUCUGUCGACACUUUCCUCUUCGACUGCGAUGGUGUUAUAUGGAAGGGUGACACGCUCAUCGAUGGCGUCUCCCAAACUCUCGACCUAAUCCGCUCUAAGGGUAAAAAUGUGGUUUUUGUGACAAACAAUUCGGUAAAAUCGAGGAGGCAAUACGCUGAAAAGUUCCGAUCUUUGGGUCUCGCUUCUGUUACUCAGGAUGAGAUCUUCUCUUCGUCAUUUGCUGCAGCUAUGUACCUCAAACUCAACAAUUUCCCUAAGGACAAGAAGGUUUAUGUGAUUGGUGGAGAGGGUGUUCUUGAGGAGCUUCAGAUUGCUGGUUUUACAGGUCUUGGUGGUCCCGAAGAUGGUGAAAAGAAGGCACAAUGGAAAUCAAACUGUCUCUUUGAACAUGAUAAAAAUGUGGGAGCAGUUGUAGUCGGACUAGAUCCCAACAUUAACUACUAUAAGCUUCAGUACGGGACCCUCUGUGUCCGUGAGAAUCCGGGAUGUCUUUUCAUUGCGACCAACCGUGAUGCAGUAGGACAUAUGACAGAUCUGCAAGAGUGGCCUGGUGCUGGUUGUAUGGUUGCUGCGAUGUGUGGAUCAACUGAAAGAGAACCAAUAGUUGUUGGGAAACCAUCUACUUUCAUGAUGGACUUUCUCCUACAAAAAUAUGGGACAGACUCAUCAAGGAUGUGCAUGGUGGGUGAUAGGCUAGAUACUGACAUCUUGUUUGGGCAGAAUGCUGGCUGCAAAACCCUCCUGGUCUUAACAGGGGUGACAAGUGAAUCGGAUCUACUAGAAAAAGGCAACAAGAUUGAACCAGACUAUUAUACAAGAACAGUCUCUGAUAUCACAAAGCUGAUGGAUUCCCCUAGUAAGUAAGGCCGUCAUCAUCUUGCCUUGCCCUGAAACAGUAAGAUAUGUCCUGUCAUUUGCGUAUGAAAAGAUGAACUUUCUGAUUAUUACUUUUGUCUUCGCUGAUAAUCUAAUGAUCAAUCAGAAAACAUGGCUUGCUAGCUUUUAAUAAAGGCUGAGUUGAAUUCGUUUGUUAUGUUGGACUUGAGCAAGAUGAAAAGUUGAAUGAAUUUGGUAAUGAGCAAGUACGAUUUU